Biomphalaria glabrata is the source of this 3068-nucleotide messenger RNA. RefSeq lists its product as uncharacterized. The record is from RefSeq and is a predicted model, not a curated record. Bases 1718 to 2653 code for a protein of 311 amino acids. The transcript is spliced from 3 exons. NCBI's taxonomy places the organism in Eukaryota, Metazoa, Mollusca, Gastropoda, Planorbidae.
UAAAAAUGUUAAUAAAAUUUAAACCCAUGACGAAAAUAAUCUCAUCUUUCAACAGUUUUGUGAAACAAUGGAUGAAAAAGAGAUAAGACUCUAGUUGUAAACUGAAGUUCGCUGGAUUUCGAAAGGGAUUUAUUAUUGCUCGUUUUAUUAAGCUCUUAAAUACAAUUUUGAUUUUUUUUUUGAGAAACAGAAAGAUUCAACGGUUGGCGAUGACUUAAAGCAGGCUUAAAAAAAAUGUUUUACAUCGUAGGCAUCUAAGGCAAAUGAACCUCCGACUGCCAGGAAUGAAAUGUACUUUCAUUGAUUAUAUCAUAUUUUCUUUUAUUAAAUCUUUUUUAAAGAGUUUUACAAUCUCACAUAAAUUGUUUGUUGACAAAAAAAAAUACUGCCUAAGGACACUGAUAUCUAUGCAAUUAACAUAACAAUGCUCUUUGAAGAAAUUACUAUUCGCUUCUAAAAUAAUAAAAAAAAUUAAAUAUAAAUGACAAUUAUUAAACAUCUGUUACUGAUGUUCAAAUUGAGUUGCAGGAAAAAAUAGAUUUACAAAAUUAUGUCUUCAGUAAAAAGGAAUGUAAACAUAGGAGGCAUACAGUGGCGUAGCUAUGGUGGGGGAAGAGGGGGGAGAAUUUGAAAAUCCCCCAGCCCCCACUUUAAGUGGUGGGCCCAAAUGAGUGUUAUUUAAUUAAUUAAAUUAAAUAUUACUCAAAGGAGUUCAAGCCUCCUGGCCCCCAAACGAUGGAGAAUUCCUAGCUACGACCCUGGAGGCACAACAGAGAUGUGGCUGCAUUUAAAUGUUUCAGUAAAUUCCAAAACUGUGGUCGAAAAUGGAGUUUUUUUUUAGCGUCUCCAUCAACUUACAUGGUUAACCUAGAUUUAGUGCGUAAGAAAGUUAAUGAAUAAGCAAAGAAAUAGGCUGGAUGUAGCCACUAGAGAAGACCUUCGCCUUGCUUUGACUAAUUUAAAGCUUGAAAUUUUUAAUAUUGUCAGACUGCAGGAGGCACAAGGUUACCAUUAGCUUAAUUUCUUUUUCUAGCGAAUUCAGCAAUAAUAAUGUUUACAUUAAAAAAUAAAACUAAAUUUACUAUUUAGCCUAAAAACAGUAGGCCCUAAUAUUCAAAAAUUUAAAAGGGGAAUAUUCUUAGGAUUUGAAAGAAAGUCAUGACAAUGAGACUUUUAUUUGUGUGUAAUCACUGCAAAUUAUUUGACAUAAUUUUUGUAUAAUGAUAAUAUGGGCUAUUUUUGCCUUCAAUUCCGAAGAUUACGGCUGAGUCAUAGACAUAAAUAAAUAUAGACUGGAAAAGGGAAAUAACUUCAUGUAACUUGAAAACAUGUUGUCGGAUUUCCGAAUUCUGAAAAGUUGCAUGAUCUUCAGUCUUAGAGAUUAAACAAAACUACACUGCUGUAUAAUAAAGUACACAAAAUUGCAAGUCACAAAUUUUCGUUUCAUAAAACUCUUUUAUCGGCUAUAUUUAUUUAUGUCUAUGCGCUGAGUCCAGUGUUUCACAUAACUACGCAAACCCAGUUGCGACCUGCAUAUUUUCCCGAAUUUCCCGCAGACAAACAGCUAUAUAUCCAUUUCGCCUGACUUCAAUAAUAGCUUUUCAUUGAGUCUCAAAUGUUUGUUUCGCAGCUUUUGUGAGAGCUCUUCAACUGUCUCUCUCAGAGGGCCAUCUGCUGCCAGAGAAUGCUGCCAGAUAUUGGAUAGAAAAGCAACACUAUGCCAAAAUUACUUUACGGACUCCAGGAAACUCAAGAUGUCGAAGAUUUUGAGAAUGAUCCAGAAGCCAACGAAAAAAGUUGUCAGAAGAACCCCGGCCAUGCAUCUUUCCAUUUAGUAAACGAAUUCACAAUGAACCAUUUGCCUGAAAAGUACAAGAAUGAAAAUUUCCAUGAAUGCAUUCUGCAGUUGGCUAAGUUAGUCAUAAAGCUAUCUGUUGGCAAGGUGAGCCCAGAAAGACCCAAAGAAUGGCCAGUGACUCAACAGCCUUAUCCAUACUAUGGAUGUCAGCGCAAGUUGAGAAUGGGAACAGCAAGAGUGGAGCAAGUCAUCCAGCACUUGGAUGGUAAAAGAGUUUGCGAGUGCCAGAAAUGCAAAACUUCGGCGUGCCCCAAGAAAUUAUGGGGCGAAAUAGAGGUCUACACAGCGGCCCACGUAAUUUUCGACCAGACAGAAGCUGACGAUACAACGUGGACAUUAUUUGAUGAUGCCAUCAAACUGUCCGCUGGACUUGUCAUCGACACAUGUGACGUCAGGAAAGAUCUGUGCAAAAUGAAAUUCAUAACCUGUGACACUGGACUGGUCAACCAGCUGGCAGAUAUAAUGGCAGAAUACAUUCGACUGUGGGAUAUUGUGUACUCCACAUGGAAAUCUACCUGGGAUGAGGAUAAGGUUGCUGUCAUAGUAUCCCAUCCUCAUGGUGGAUUCAAGAAGAUAAGUGUAGGCCAGUGGAGGGAACUAGAAGAAAGAGAUGAUUUGAAAGGAAAACGCUUUAGUUAUACAACAAGUACAUGUCCUGGAAGUAGCGGGGCCUAUGUCUUCAUUCCAGGCUAUAACACAGGCAGCUGGUAUACUGGCUUUGAUCAACUUAUACACAGUGGGACUGAUGGUCAAAUUAAUUUCAGUGCUUUCGGCAUAUUUUUGGACUCCAAAUAAAGAUAAAGAUAAAUAGCUGGGAUAGCACAUUUUUAUCAAGAAAUAUUUUUGAUCUAAAAAAAAUUUUUAAGCAAAUAAUGUCUAGAAUGUUGUAGUCUAGAAACAAACACAGUGACAAAUUUGUUGACAUUGUAAAGUGUUGCAUAGUUAUAUAAAUCAGUUAUAUUUCGCUGUAGUAGUGCAGAUCAAUAAAAAAAAUCACUAUUGAACAUACAUGAUACUUAAAUAAAAUCUAUACUAUAGCUAUUACCAGUUAGACUUUGUAACGAUAACUGUUUUACUGCCAAUAUUGUGACGAUUUUAUGUUAAGGAUUGCGUUGACAGUGCAAUGUUUUUUUUCCUUUGUAUAUAGUAAAUGGAACAAACAGAAUCGUUUGCAGAGGAAAUAUAAAAUGAUUAAAACAUAUUUAAGAAA